Entrophospora candida is the source of this 924-nucleotide messenger RNA. NCBI's taxonomy places the organism in Eukaryota, Fungi, Glomeromycota, Glomeromycetes, Entrophosporales, Entrophosporaceae. The record is from the annotation of a GenBank genome assembly.
AUGAAUAAACAAUUACAACAAAUUGGAAAUUUAAAUGAAAUUUUAGAUAAUAUAUUCCCAACUCAAAAUGAUGUGUUUCCAGUCAAACGUGAUAAUAACAAUCAAAUAACAUCAGAGUCUGGUAAUGGAGAUUUUGAAUCAAUAUUACAUACAAGGGGAAGUAUAGAAAUAUGGCAGCAAAUAUCUAAUGAUUCAAAUGAAACUCCCUUUCAAUGGAAAAAAUCUUUAAUUAGAAAAGAAUUUUAUGCUGCCUUGGGAAUUUCAAUAGAAAUAUUUGAGGAGACUAAAUUAAAAGCAAAUUUGAAUCUUAAUAAUGUUGAAAUGUCAAAUAUAACAUCAUCUUCAACGAAUGCAACAAAAGUUACAAAUAAAUCGACUACUUCUUUGUCUGCACCUGUUAGUCGUUCUACGUCACCAACACCAACACCUCCGUCCAGUUUCUCACAACGUGAUCUUUUAUCUUCUUCCAUCAUUACAACAAAAAAUAAUAAUAAUCCAAUGCCUAAAGAACCAAAAAAAGUUGAUGUUGAUUUAGCCAAAUCAUUAUGUUCGAUACCCGAAGCCUCCCAAUUACUUGCAUUUAAAUCACAACUUCUGGCACUUUCACGUCAAACAUCAGACGUAUUAACUUAUUGGUUGGAUCAACGUGAACAAACAAUGAUGGAUUCUGAAACUUAUAAUCAAAUGAUUGAAUGUUUAGUUGGUCAUGCACAAAAAAUGAGGGAUGGAAGUGGAAAUAGAUGGGAUAAACUGAAGAAACCAAAGAAUAAAAGUAUUAGCGGCGGUGUUACUAGUGGAUUCGCAUCACUUAGUCUUUCAUUCAUGAAACAAAAAUCAUCUUUACAAGAUUCAUAUAACAACAACAGCAACAAUGAUCAAAAAUUCGAUGGUAAAGAAUUAAAUGAUAGGCCAAUUUCAAUGUGA